AUGUGGAAAUCUAUAAAAAGUACUGAUCUAUCACCAUUAAAUAUUGAAGAUAAUAAUGAAGAAUCAAAAAUUAAUAUUGAAAUCGAUAAACAACAAUUAUCAUUAAAACAUCGAAAUAUAUCUCAAUUAAUUCUUGCACGUAAACUUCAAAAUUUACAAGAAUUUGCUAAUGCAUAUCAUUUAAAUCUAUCAAAUACUGAUGAUAGAUUAUUAAGAACAGAUACAGCACGUGAAAAUGUUCAACAAAUGGCUAAUGAUAUAUUAGCAAGUAUAGAAGAAACAAAUCGAAUUAAUUUAGGUAGUUUUGUUGCACAAAUGGGUGGAAAUAAUCAUAGAUUAUUAACUCGUUUUCGUAUGCAAACAUUUUAUCAAGAAUUAGUUGAUGUAAUGCCAUUAAAAUGGAAAGAAAUAUUUGAACAAUGUCAACAACAAUCAACAUAA
Molecule: messenger RNA, 441 nt
Organism: Rotaria sordida
Lineage: Eukaryota; Metazoa; Rotifera; Eurotatoria; Philodinida; Philodinidae
Source: the annotation of a GenBank genome assembly